GCGGCCCCGGCUAGAAUUGCAGGAGUGGGAAGGGAGGGAGCCGCGGGAUCUCAAGCCCCAGAGCGCGCUGCACUCGUUUCUCCGCCAAUGACUCCAGAGCUCGGGCCCAAGCGUCGCCCGUGCAACAUCCCUGAGCUCCUCCGAGCAAGAGUUGAUGAAAACCAACUUAACCGCUUCUGCUGCGGGAAGCCAUGAGCUGUCUGGAUGUUAUGUACCAAGUCUAUGGUCCUCCGCAACCUUACUUCGCAGCCGCCUACACCCCCUACCAUCAGCAGAAACUAGCCUAUUACUCCAAAAUGCAGGAAGCCCAGGAGUGCAACGCCAGCCCCAGCAGCAGUGGCAGUGGCAGCUCCUCAUUUUCCAGUCAAACUCCAGCCAGUAUAAAAGAGGAAGAAGGCAGCCCAGAGAAAGAGCGCCCACCAGAGGCAGAGUACAUCAACUCCCGCUGCGUCCUCUUCACCUAUUUCCAGGGGGAUAUCAGCUCUGUGGUGGAUGAACAUUUCAGUAGGGCACUGAGCCAGCCUAGCAGCUACUCCCCCAGCUGUACCAGCAGCAAAGCACCAAGGAGCUCUGGGCCCUGGCGAGCAGACGGCUCCUUCCCGAUGAGCCAGCGCAGCUUCCCCGCCUCGUUCUGGAACAGCGCAUACCAGGCGCCAGUGUCCACCCCGCUGGGCAGCCCUCUGACCUCCGCGCAUUCGGAGCUUCCCUUUGCUGCCGCGGAUCCCUACUCGCCAGCCGCGCUGCACGGCCACCUGCACCAGGGCGCGGCCGAUGCCUGGCACCACGCGCACCCGCACCACGCGCAUCCACAUCACCCCUACGCGCUGAGCAGCGCCCUCGGCGCACAGACCGCUGCCUACCCGCGGCCUUCCACAGUGCACGAGGUCUACGCGCCGCACUUCGACCCGCGCUACGGGCCGCUGCUGAUGCCUGCAGCCUCCGGCCGCCCCGCCCGCCUCGCACCCGCCUCAGCGCCCGCGCCCAGCCCUCCCUGCGAGCUCGCCACGAAGGGCGAGCAGGCGGGGGGCGCGUGGGCAUCGCCCGGGGGACCCUUCGUGAGCCCCGCGGGGGACGUGACCCAGGGCCUGGGCCUCGGCGUGGACUCAGAUGAACAAUGCAAGAAGGCCCUCAACUGUGUCUGUGAGAAGGAACUAGAAAUCAUCACAAGAGGAAAAAAUGCCCCCAUGGAGUCAACAACACCGCAAAUAUUUUUCUCAGUCUCUGUGGUUGUGAUUGGUCACUUUCGUGUUGGGACAGGGGAAGGGGUCUAUGUGUAGACAAAGCUGAAGGUGAUGAGGAAGAAGAAAUGAACAUUAAAGAUGUCUAUUUACUAUGAGCUCACUGUGUUGUUUCAUAUAAAAAUGUCUUAGUUCUUCAGUACAAUAAAAUAAUUUAUAGUAGUAUGAUCUGAUGUCAGCAAUAUUGAGAUACACACACACUUUUUCUAAAUGUGCCAUGAAGUCUGUUACCUCCUUUCCCCCUCACAUCUAAUCUGGAGAUAAGAAGUUAGGU
Molecule: messenger RNA, 1512 nt
Organism: Castor canadensis (American beaver)
Lineage: Eukaryota; Metazoa; Chordata; Mammalia; Rodentia; Castoridae
Gene: Vgll2
Product: vestigial like family member 2
Biological process (GO): regulation of DNA-templated transcription
Cellular component (GO): nucleus
Source: RefSeq, a predicted model, not a curated record